GCCCGACCCCGCAGUCCCGGGGGCGCGGGCGGUCUGCGGGCUUUGCCCACGGUCCGGCUCCGGGAGCCGCGUUCGGGACGCGUUCGCACGAAGCCCACCCCCGCCGGGGGGAGACUUAGGUCGUCGCCCCGGGCAUUUUGUGGCUGAGGCGGCUCUGCAGACGGUUUCUGCGUUAGAAAGUUGGGCCGGUGCCUGCGUGCGGGUCCGCACCAGAUUCCGCGGGGGCGGGGGUCGCGAGUCGUUUCAGUGACCCCCCGCAAGCCCGACCCACACGCAGAGAUUUUCUUUCACUUUUCUCCUCGGAUCCUUUGUGUUUUUCACAAUGGGGGGGGGCUGCGCUCCCGCCCAGCGACGUCCCUGCCAUCCAGACCUUCCUGGGGUUAGUAGCCGCGAGUCCGCCCUGACGCACGUGGGACUCGUUUGCUUUUCAAAGUGUGGGCGAUCUGUGCGGCUUCUCUGACCCUCUGACCGGCCCAAUUUCUAGUGUCUUCUUCCAUACAGCCAAGUCGGGAGCGGACCUCCUCUGUGGAAAUGUACAUUACUUUUAAGGCUCUUGAAAGUAAAAUAAAGGAUAAGUUUUCUACAGAACAUCAUACUGUAGGACGUGAAAGACGCCUGUUUUCACCAGCACAGUACGGACAACUUGAGACGGUCUUUAAAGCAAUUAUUUUGUAGUCGUUUGUGUUGUUACAGAUCAUAGCCCUGCUAGGAGGAAACAAGUGCUCUUCUAUUUUAGGAGCAAAUCCUCACUGAAUGGCAGAGGUCCCUUUAUUUGAGCAUGAAGCAGACUUGAUUCAUUUUCGUGUUGGUGAAAUGAGUUUCCUCCCAGCGAAAAACGCAAAACUGGGCAUGUGGGAAUGGAAGCUCAGAGUGAAAGGGCAGGGGCUAAAAGGGGCCUCUGCCCAUGUAUAACUUUGAAUUUCUCCACUAGGAAGAAGUGCCCAGGCAAGAGAUUUUUGUUAUAUGACUUCAUAAAAAAUAGUGAAAUGUCAGACUCUUCACCCUUUAAGAUGCGAUUAGUUCAUUUGGACCUUAAAGGAGCUCCGCCAAAGGUUUCCUACCUCUCGGAGGUCUUCCCUCUGUUCCACGCCUUGGGCGCCAACGGGCUCCUCCUCGAGUAUGAAGACAUGUUUCCCUACGAGGGCCGCCUCAGGCUGCUGAGAGCCAAGCACGCAUACAGCCCCCCUGAAAUCAAAGAGAUCCUACAUCUGGCUACACUGAACAAGCUAGAGGUCAUUCCGUUGGUGCAGACAUUUGGACACAUGGAGUUUGUGCUGAAGCAUGAGGCUCUCGCUCACCUCCGAGAAGUAGCACUUUUCCCGAACACCCUGAACCCCCAUGAGGCGGAGGCCCUGGCCCUGGUGGGAGCCAUGGUCAGCCAGGUCAUGGAGCUGCACCCGGGCGCGCGGUGGUUCCAUGUCGGCUGCGACGAGGUCUAUUACCUUGGCGAGGGCGAGGCCUCCAGACGGUGGCUGCAGCAGGAACGUAACACCAAAGCGAGACUGUGUCUGUCCCACAUAAAGGCAGUGGCCUGCCACGUGCUGGCCCGGCACCCCGCCACGAGGCCCCUGGUGUGGGACGACAUGCUGCGGGCCAUCCCCGAGGACCAGCUCUCAGCAUCAGGGGUGCCGCAACUCGUGGAGCCUGUGCUCUGGGACUACGGGGCCGACCUAGACGUCCAUGGCAAAGCUCUUCUCAUGGAAAAGUACCGGAAGUGUGGUUUUCUCCGGCUGUGGGCUGCCAGCGCCUUCAAGGGGGCCACGGGGGUGAGCCAGGCCCUGACCCCCAUCGAGCACCACCUCAGGAACAACGUGCAGUGGCUGCAGGUGGCGGCCCGUGGGCCUGCGGACGUGCUCCAGGGCAUCGUCCUGACCGGCUGGCAGAGGUACGACCACUUCUCCGUGCUGUGCGAGCUGCUUCCCGUGGGAAUCCCGUCCCUGGCCGUCUGCCUGCAGUCGCUCCUACACGGAGGGUUUACCGAAGACGUUAAAGCAAAAGUGGAGAACUUUCUCGGGAUUUCAAACCUAGAAGUAACUGAUUUUACAAGCGAGGGGCCCGGCUCCUUCCCUGGCAGCGACAUCCUGGCCCUCGUCACGCACGUCAGCCUCCACUUGCGCAGCUCCGUGGACACACUGCUGGAGAGGGACAGGUACGUCAGCGGCUGGUUCAGCCCUUACCACCGCAGGCGGAAGCUCGUGCACCCCGUCGUGGCCCAGCACAUCCAGCCUCAGGCGCUCAGCCUGCUGGCCAGGUGGAGCGCCGUGGUGCGGGAGCUGGAGGCCGCCCUGCAUCGUGUCUUCUAUCCGGACGCCGUGGAGGAGUGGCUGGAGGAGAACGUGCAGCCCAGCCUGAGGCGGCUACAGGCCUUGCUGCAGGACCUUAGAGAGGCAGCUAGCGCCAGGCCGCACGUGGCUCAGGACCCCUGAGGGGGUGGGCCGGGCACCCCGUCCAGCUGUGUCCAUCCUGGCGCUGGCGGCCCGCCUCCCCCUGUACCCCAGACUCCCUGCAACAGGCCACACCCAGAGAGCAGACGGUUCUCGCUGGGCAAGACGAGGCCUGCCAGCCGAUCCACACGUGGAACGUGAAAUAAAACGGAGCGGGAGCCAGAACCGCGGCUGGUGGCAGGCAGACUCGCUGCCAACAUGCGUCCCGCACCAAUGGUCCCGAGGCCCUCCUCACCCUGCAAGCCCAGCCAAGGCAGAGGGGUGCUGGCCACAUGGGUCCCUCCAACUUAGGGCACCCUCCAGUCGGGGUGACCACGCCAGAAACCAGUGACAGCAUUUCAUACUUUAUUUUAGAAAAAGAAAGCUUUCAAAUUUUACCACUUAAAAACCCAA
Molecule: messenger RNA, 2837 nt
Organism: Neogale vison (American mink)
Lineage: Eukaryota; Metazoa; Chordata; Mammalia; Carnivora; Mustelidae
Gene: HEXD
Product: hexosaminidase D
Exons: 12
Coding region: 858-2426 (522 amino acids)
Biological process (GO): carbohydrate metabolic process
Molecular function (GO): hexosaminidase activity
Source: RefSeq, a predicted model, not a curated record